Messenger RNA from Colossoma macropomum (tambaqui), 3198 nucleotides. RefSeq names its product transcription factor Sox-9-A-like. Gene Ontology annotation, cellular component: nucleus. The transcript is spliced from 3 exons. The record is from RefSeq and is a predicted model, not a curated record. NCBI's taxonomy places the organism in Eukaryota, Metazoa, Chordata, Actinopteri, Characiformes, Serrasalmidae. Gene Ontology annotation, molecular function: RNA polymerase II cis-regulatory region sequence-specific DNA binding; DNA-binding transcription factor activity, RNA polymerase II-specific. Bases 321 to 1721 code for a protein of 466 amino acids. Gene Ontology annotation, biological process: negative regulation of transcription by RNA polymerase II; heart development; chondrocyte differentiation.
AGCUGCAGGAGUGUGUGAGUGUGUGUUCAGACUCGGUUUGAGGAUUUCCCCCUGAUCAACCCGCCGAAGAGGGUCUUUUUCGCAGCGACAGUGUUUCUCCGAGCACUUGCAUGAUCUCAGGUCACGAGCCCGAAGCGCGUGCAUGAGAAAAGCUCGUUCAUAUCCUUUAACGGACUCUUGAAACUCUGACAGCUUUCGCGGCACACGGGAGCGCGCGCCCUCCAAACUACUCUGUUGGGUCUUUCUUUCUAUUUUUUUUUUUCUGCACGCUCCGUGCACGAGGAUCUUUCCCUCCGCUCCACGCUUUUCCUUUUUUUCGUAUGAAUCUCCUCGACCCGUACGUGAAGAUGGCCGACGAGCGGGACAAGGGUCUCCGCGACGCCCCCAGUCCGAGCGGGGACUCCGACGACUCCGGGGCCGCUUCGCCGUGUCCGUCCGCCUCCGGCUCGGACACGGAGAACACGAGGCCCGCCGAGAACCAGGACGACUUCAAGAAGGACGACGAGGACAAGUUCCCCGUGUGCAUCCGCGACGCCGUGUCGCAGGUGCUCAAGGGCUACGACUGGACGCUCGUGCCCAUGCCCGUGCGCGUGAACGGCUCGAGCAAGAGCAAGCCGCACGUGAAGAGGCCCAUGAACGCGUUUAUGGUUUGGGCGCAGGCGGCGCGGAGGAAGCUCGCGGACCAGUAUCCCCAUCUGCACAACGCAGAGCUCAGCAAAACCCUGGGCAAACUGUGGAGGUUGCUGAACGAAGGUGAGAAGCGUCCGUUUGUGGAGGAGGCCGAGCGCUUGAGGGUGCAGCACAAGAAGGACCACCCUGACUACAAGUACCAGCCCAGACGGAGAAAGUCGGUGAAGAACGGGCAGGCAGAGGCAGAGGAGGGUGAGCAGACCCAUAUCUCACCCAACGCCAUCUUCAAAGCCCUGCAGCAAGCCGACUCUCCAGCCUCCAGCAUGGGCGAAGUGCACUCUCCCUCAGACCAUUCAGGCCAGUCCCAGGGUCCUCCAACGCCGCCUACGACCCCCAAAACAGACCUGCCAGGUGGUAAGCCAGACCUGAAGCGCGAAGGCCGCCCCCUGCAGGAGGGAGCCGGCCGGCAGCUCAACAUCGACUUCCGGGACGUGGACAUUGGCGAGCUGAGCAGCGAUGUCAUCUCCAACAUUGAGACCUUUGACGUAACAGAGUUCGACCAGUACCUGCCGCCUCACGGUCAUCCGGGGGUUCCCUCUAAUGCCCAGGCCUACUCCACCGGCUACGGUCUGACUGGCUCCACCGGCUGGAUGUCCAAGCAGCAGCAGCAGCCACAGCAACAGCAGCAGCACUCCCUGACCCAGCUGAACCCGGCAGAUCAAAGCCAGGCCCAGCAGCGCUCCCCGCAGAUCAAGACGGAGCAGCUGAGCCCCAGCCACUACAGUGAACAAGGCCAGGGCUCUCCCCAGCACGUGGCCUAUGGUUCCUUCAACCUGCAACACUACAGCACCUCGUCCUAUCCGUCGGUGGCCCGCACCCAGUAUGACUACACUGACCACCAUGGCGGCUCCUACUACAGCCACGCUGCCGGCCAGGGCUCCGGCCUCUACUCCACCUUCAGCUACAUGAGUCCAGGCCAGAGGCCCAUGUACACCCCAAUCGCCGACACAGCUGGGGUACCAUCGGUGCCUCAGACCCACAGUCCCCAGCACUGGGAGCAACCCGUCUAUACCCAGCUGUCCCGGCCUUAAAAGAGAGAUAAACAGUGCCAACAGCACAGACUGAACAGUUAUCACCACCUUUAUCCAGAGACUGCUAUCCAGAGGCCUUGAAGUGCCUUCCUUCCACUCCCUGCACAAGCCAACAGAGAAAAACAAGCAGGACUUCUUUUUUUUUUGUUGUUAUUUUAGUACUGAAAAUAUCGGAAAUGGCUCCCGACAGUGCCUUUUUUUAAAAACAAUGCUCCGAGUUGCGAUUAUAUUUUUCUAGUUAUAAUGAAAAAGAAAAACUCGCUUGAAAGAGAGGAUUCCUCUGUGAGGACAUAUUCGUUAUAAAUAUUUUAGUAUGUACUGUGUAUGUAUCUCUUUUUUUUUUGUCGUUUUCAGGUUGAGGAUACGAGAGCCGUAUAGAGGGGGUACAGCAGUGUAUUUUUGUAAAGAAAACUAAAAACACAGCCUUUAUCUUUGCUCUGUACAUAUCUUACUGCUCUUUUCGAAUCAGGCCGAGCUGUGUGAAGUGGUUUAUGGAAAUCUUGUUUCAUUUCCUCUGUCAGUGAAGCAGCAGCCACAAAGUUCAAUAGACAGAAAUUAUGUCUUUCCUUUUGUCUGUGUUUUGCGGUUGUCGUUUUGGAAGUGCCAUCUUUUUUAGCGCAGAUUAAGUGUCCUGCCUUUGUGCCAUCAGUGCCUGGUCAGCCAGCGUAGAGAUCCGUAGUGCCUCAACAGCCGUCACUCACCUCCUUCUCUCUCUCUGUCUCUCUCUCUCUGUCUCUCUAUCCCUCUCUCUCUCUCUCUCUCUCUCUAUCCCUCUCUCUCUCUCUCUCUCUCUCUCUCUCUUUCUCUUUCUCUCUACGACCCAGCAGUAAGAGAAAGUGUCCCUCGAUCAGAGAUGAGACUCCUCAGGCGCUCCCUGUCGGUCAGAUUUCGCAUUCCUUGCCCCUGUCGAGUCUUAACCUCUUUAAUUUAUUCAUUAGUAUUAAUAUUAUUUUGAUAAGUAAUUACUAUGUUGCAUUUUAUCAUUUACUUCACCUUUUUAAGACUAAUUUGAGCUGAAAAGAAAUUCCUUUUUUUUCUCCCCCCUCCUCUGGAGAUCACAGUCUAGUUGUGGUACAAACUUUAACCAUCUUGGUUUAUUUAUCAUUUGUAAAUGUUUCCAUUUGUUUUUUAUGUGUUUUUGAUGAUCUAGUUGUGUACAGAUUUCUUAUAAUUGUGAUAAAACUUGAUCAAAUUUGACAACAAACAACUGGAAGUUUUUUUUUUUCCCAUUUAAUUCUAACAAAUAUGAAUAAAUGGAUUACUGGAGGCCAUGGCCACAUUGUAAAGAUGUUUUUCUUUAUUGAAUCACCAGCAUACAGUCAUUUUUUUAUGUUUUAUUCCUUAUUCAUUAUUUCAUAUCUUAGGUCUCAUGUCAACAUCCUUUAAUGCAAAUGAAUCUUUGUAAAACACGCCAUUGUCUUAAAAGAAGCUUAUCUUUUGUAUCAUACUGUUUGCAAUAAAAGAAAAAAAAAGAUAC